Molecule: messenger RNA, 1334 nt
Organism: Austrofundulus limnaeus
Lineage: Eukaryota; Metazoa; Chordata; Actinopteri; Cyprinodontiformes; Rivulidae
Gene: c1qtnf6a
Product: C1q and TNF related 6a
Exons: 3
Coding region: 325-1071 (248 amino acids)
Molecular function (GO): protein binding
Source: RefSeq, a predicted model, not a curated record
GUCCUUUAUCCCACAAUCCUUUUAAGUGUUUUGUCUCCUUUUUUCCUCAUUAUGAACACGAUCAGAUCACAGCUGCAUGCUGCAUCUAAACAAAAAGCAACCAAGUCCAUUUAGGCAAACCUGCUUCCUGCUUUUGAAAAGACCAUUCAUUAUUUUUUCCCCAGGCUGUCAGAACCUGAGGUCAGAAGUGGUGAAAGCCCACAUGAAGGAGGACUCCACAGACAGAAGGAUUUCUGCUCCAACAGACGAGUGGAUCUGAGGAAAGAGAACAUCUGGCUGAGGAAUCCUCAGAGGACUGAAGCUGCAGAUUAACAAGGGACAGUUAUGUCAAGUGUCCUCCUCGUCCUCCUGUCCCUCUUCCCCUCGGUGGUCUCAGUGCCCCCUCCCAGUGUCCCCACAGCCACCUGCAGACAAUGCUGUGACCACCUMGGUGCGGCAGAGAGCAGCGGAGAUCAGCCAAGUCCAGGAGAGUUCAGCAGAGUCCCAGAGAUCCGCACCUACAUCAAUAUGACCAUACUGAAAGGUGACAAAGGAGACCGUGGAGACAGAGGGACUCCAGGGAAAGCUGGACAGGAAGGCCCUCCAGGCUCCCAGGGCCCCGAGGGGUCCAAAGGCAGUAAGGGUCAGGCUGGUCUUCCAGGAGACCCCUGUAAAGUCCAUCACUCUGCCUUCUCUGUGGCCCGCCGUAAAUCCCUCCACAGCAACGAUGUCUACCAGGCGCUGAUCUUCGACACCGUCUUCGUCAACCUGGARGACCACUUCAACAUGUUCGAGGGCAAGUUCCUGUGCCGGAUCCCGGGGGUCUACUUCUUCAACGUCAACAUUCACACGUGGAACUUCAAGGAGACGUACCUCCACAUCAUGCAGAACGACACGGAGCGGGCCAUCGUGUACGCCCAGCCCAGCGACCGCUCCAUCAUGCAGAGCCAGAGCCUGAUGCUGGAGCUGCAGCUGGACGACCAGGUGUGGGUCCGUCUCUACAAGAGGGAGCGGGAGAACGCCAUCUACAGCGACGACUUCGACGUCUACAUCACCUUCAACGGAUACCUCAUCAAAGCCACGGUGGAAUGAGAAACAGCACAAAAACAGGAAUSAGAUUAACCUGACACCCCGUACAGAAGAGGUUUCAUCAUCAAGUUUCCAAUGAAGUGUUUCUGUCUUAAAGACCAAAACUUUGUGAAAGAAAUGUUGUGUAGCAUAUAGUAUAUAUAUAUAUGUGGGCCUUCUUCCCCCUUUACUGUAGGACUAAUAAAACUGAAGGAAUUUUGAAGGAAUGGGAGCCAAAAAUCACAAUAUUUUAAUGUUUUGCAUUAUUAAAAACAUAAUUAUGAGUC